UGCUCUCGUAAUCCCUACAGUGCACAAGCCAUAUAUACACCAUCAUCGAACCAACCAACCAAGAAAUCAGCCAACCAUCACACAUUCGCAAAAAUUUUGCAAACUUGUACUCUCAUCAAGUGUUUCGAAAUCUGAGAAAUUUAGGCUAUUCGCACUGCAGCAAAAUCUGAAAACUCUACAGCUUUUUCUCGAAUGUAGGACACAAAGUCUGAUCUGGAUAUCGUGAACUGGAUACAUCAACAAAUUUUGUUUGAAUCCUUAUCCUUACCACCCUUCACCCUUUUUGUAAUAUUACUGAAGUUCGUUCUCGUCCACGCUACUAACAAAAAUGGCUCCUAAAACAACGAAUCGGACUCUGCGCUGAUUAUUAUUAUGGACGGAGAUACAUUUGUCCCGUUUAGGAUUAGAGAAGGCGAUUUAAAAGAAGGAAGAGGUAGAGACCAACAACAAGACGAACAUAGUCCGAAUUUUGCUGCUGAAUUUCCUUCUGUUUCGACAUCAACGGUUGACCCGUGGUUACCUGUAUCGUCUUCGUCUACGGGGGAGGGAGUGUCUUCAACAUCGCCCAAGGCGACACAGGAGGUGAGGGACGAGGAAGAGGUUGAAAGUUCAGACAACGUGACCCACUGGUUGGAGGGAGUUCAACCUGGAGAUAGUGGAUUCGCUCAAGAUCAAGAGGAAGAUAUGUCGCCACCUGCAACAAGCGGAACUAUGGGCGGAGAUGGAGACCAUGCCGUAACGCCAAAGUGUCCAUGCCCUCAUAUCUCCAAGGCACAGAGUAUGCCUGGAUUGAGAAAGGCAUUGAGGGGCGAUAUUAAAAUAGCAUGUUCUAAGGCCACUUGUGAAGCUCUUAAUGCUAAACAAUGGAUGUGCCUUCAAUGUGGUCAUAUCGGAUGUGGUGAUGAUAUUGGUGCAGGUGGUCAUGCAAAACUACACUUGAAAACUCCACGGUCGGAUUCUCACUGCCUGGCAGUGCAGGUGCAAGGGAAUUUUGAAACUGCGUGGUGCUACGACUGCCAAGCGGAGAUUAAUAUGUCGACUUCGCAUCAACUCAAGGAUUGUCUUAGCUUUGUAAAACGCAAUUCUAAGAUUAAAUCAGCGUUGACAGAAUCGAAUGCUGCUCCCCCAAUUGCGUUGGGCCCUCCCCCUCCUCCUCCAGUUCCAAAAGUUGAACCUCCGAAACAAUUUACAUCAAAGGCAAAACAGAACAACCGGAUGAAUGCAAAUUCGUCUGGUUCCAAUCGAUGGGAUAGAGAUAGAGAUACUGGAGGUGUAGAUUGGCCCAUGGGCUUGGAUAACUUGGGAAAUACUUGCUUCAUGAAUUCGGCACUGCAAUGCUUAUCACGGACUCGACCACGAAGUUUGCUCGACAAGCUGGACUUGUACGGAAGUGGAAACUUAAUUGAAAUUCUAGUGUCCCCCGAAGAACCCUGUGUUCAAAUUGUGAAUCCAAACGUCGAGUCCAAUGAGCACGAGGACGCAGAGUUCUCAUCCGACAACGACAGAGCAUUGUUGAUUAAUUCUGGAUCCCAGCCCAGCACUAGUGCCGAUUCUUCUGAAGGUGGUAGUGGUGAAAUCAGCCCCUCGACUACAGAAAUUGACAGUUUGUUGGAUGCCGCGAGCAGUAGGUCGUCCCGAAAAUCUGAAUCGGACACAAGUAGUGGCGACUCUGAAAAGCAACUAUGGAAGAAGGAAUUGGAGCAGGAACUAGCCAAACCACUUCGGCUAAGGCUAAUUAUUCCAAAGGAUAGCAUGACCUCAAAACUACGUCACUGUUUUAAAGCUAUUACCAGGAGUUCAGAUGUGUCGCCAGACAGCGAGAAAAGUACCUCAUAUUCUCGUUCUGUAUAUAGUCCUCGAGGUAUCCAAACCGCUGUGAGUAAGCAUUUUCGAUUGGGACAUCAGCAUGAUUCCCACGAACUGUUGAGAACCGUGGUGGACAUGAUGAAAAAAGACCAAAUAAAGUCCUUCCGGUUGGCAAUUAUGCAGCGCUACGGAGUAAAAAGAAACGAAGGAAAGAAUUGCGAUCCUAAAUUGACAGAAUUGUUAAAAAUGUGGGAUCGAAAAUUGUACCACAAGACUUUCGUAGAUGAGAUUUUUGGAGGCGAACUUGUAACAUUUCAGGAGUGUUUGCGAUGUAGAAAUGUGAGAAGAUCUCAUGAAGAAUUUCUUGAUCUUAGUCUUCCUAUUCGUGUUUUUCGCGUGAAUCCUAACCCAAACCCAAGAAAGACUUAUUCGUUAUUCGACGACGACAAUGACUACGUCAUUAAUCGAUCCGUCGAAGAGUGCCUUCGUGCUUACACGGAACCCGAGUUUUUAAACGGUUCAAACGCCGUCGAGUGUGAAAAAUGUCAUCGAGUAAACCUAGAUAAGUUGGAAAGUGGAGCUUCGUUUGAAGAAGUUUUUCCUGACGUGAACCUAAACGCACAAUCAAAUUCCUCAGGAAACUCUGGCAAAAUGAGUAAGCAUCAAAUGAAGAAACAACAAACUAAAACUAAGCGCCAAAGUCGCCAAUCGAAAUUGAAGGCGAAGCAUCAAGUAGAUUUUACAAAUCAAUCAACAAGUUCGAGCUCAGAGAAUCCAUCUGGACUCAAUUUUGUGGAUGGUCAUUUUACUAGUGACACGUAUAAAUCCUCUGAGAAAGGAGGAGGAGGUAAUGGCCCAGAAGAUGACUCAAAGUCGAGCAAAAGUGGAAGCCUCGAUGAUUACGUUGUUGUUCAAAAUGCUUCCACUUUAAACAAUAACAACCAAUCACAACGUCUUCAGAAGAAUACCAAUCAUGACGUCGAAAUGGAUUACGAUGCUCCAGAUGCCACUCAGCAAGAUGAUGACACAUCCAAACUUGGGGAAGCAUCUAACUUGUCACGUGGUUUGUCAUCAUCUAUAAAAAGCUUAACUUUGAUUGAAAAUGGAAUGGAUGUCGAAGAAGAAGGUUGUCUUCAACCUGAAGAAGAUGAUGAUCAACAAAUGGACCAUCAUAAUGAUCAAAAUCUGGACGAGUAUAUGGACGAUUUAGAUGAACCAGCAGUAGAUGGAAUUGGAAAUGCGUCCGACAUUGAAGACGAUGAAAGUAAUGGACCAGCUCCACUCGAUCUCGGACUAGAGGUUAAGCCCAUCAGCGUUGCGGACUAUCUGGCUGUCCCGACAAUUAGUGGUGGCAUUGCUGAUGAAGGAUUCUCGGAAGGAGAGAAUUCGUCCGAGGAUAAGCCUUCUCAGUCCCUGUCCGGUGCAUCGAGCCAUAAUUCAAUAUCUGAAGUUGAUAACAUUGCCGACACUUGUGACAACAAGCCGCCAAAGAAAAUCCCUAUAACUAAAUGCCCUUGUAGUCGUCGUCAAUUAAUUUCUCGAGCUCCUGAAUGUCUGACCCUUCAUUUGAAGCGAUUUCAACAUACGGCGCGAGGCAGUUCAAAGUUGAGCGAUAAAGUAUCGUUCCCUUAUUUACUAAAUCUGACUGAAUUUUGUUCGGAAGUUGACGAAGAUGUGAACAAGCCAGGAUUCAAAAGCACGUUUGAUGAAGACGGUGAAGUUUUUUAUUCCUUGUACGGAAUUGUAGAACACAGUGGUUCUCUGCAUUUUGGGCACUAUGUUGCCUACGUUAAAGUUGCUGGAAAACCAACCACUACCGAGUCACCUAAUGCCAACCCUGCAGAUGAUCAUUGGUUCUACAUCAGUGAUUCGCACGUGUCUCAAACAACGUUGAAACAAACAUUGGCCCAAGACGCGUACAUUCUUUUUUAUGAACGGAUUCGUGGCCCAGAAAAGAAGGAACGGUUAGGUCGAGAAUUAAGAGCGAUUGAAUUGGAACGUGAUUCUUGGACAAAAAGACCCACUGUCACUUACAGUUACGAAAAACCUGUCGCUUCAACAUCCAACUGGGAUGACAAUCAGCAAAAAUCAACAACCAAAUGGGAAGAUUCAUCUUCUAAUCAUCAAGUUUCCAGCACCAACGAUGGUAAUGAAGAUAUGAGCAUAACCCUCAACUAUGAACCUGACCCGGUUUCCUCAUCAACAAUUUACUCUUGCGCUCCCCUACUUGAUGGGGUCAGUAGUACGACUGGUGCUGACAUUAUGGACUUUUCGGCUACAGUCCUUACCACAGCUCCGUCGUCUUCUUCACAUCCUCUUUGGAAUGAUGAUGACAUUCGUGGUGGAAGUGCAUUCUUUGGUGACAUCAUGGCCGAUUUAGACGACGAAGAGCAAGAAGGAACUUUAAACAGUAAUAACAAUCCCGUUUCAAGUAGUUCUGAUGUGAUAAAUUCCCGGCCAGAUGGGUACACAAGAUUAGAGGAAAUUGAUUAACACUUUAUUAGUAUGAUUAUUAUAAAUAAACGUUACAAAAAGUCAUAAAGAUUACUCAUAAAAGAAGUGAUAAGAAGCGAGUGGUAUUAGCUCUAGUAAAAUUAACUAUCUUUAUCUUUGAAUGAUACCUAUAGUUAUAUUUAGAAUAUAUUCAAAUAUAUGUAUCGCAAUUGAGUUUACAAACGUUAAAAAUUAGCUCGUCUUAUUGAGAAUCAUAAACAAAUGUUACAAUAUGUAACUGAACACAAUUACUAUUUGCCAGACGCACUAAACUGACAUGACCGUGUGCGUUGAUCUAAUAUUUCUAUUACAUUUUUUGCAGUUGUGUAUUUAAAGCCGAAACAAACAAACAAAUUUAAUAUUAUUACUACUACAACAAUUUGAAUUGUCUAAAUAAUAAUCACACAUGCAUGUGGAGGAGGUAGCUGAUCUUGCAUGCUUAUGUAUAUCAUGCAUUGUAAAUAUAUUAUGAUUAAUUGGAGGUGUCGUUUACAUGUGAUAAUAAUAAAACGGCAAUUAAAAUUCUACUUUCCUUGGCUUAA
Folsomia candida is the source of this 4841-nucleotide messenger RNA. RefSeq names its product ubiquitin carboxyl-terminal hydrolase 16 (gene Usp16-45). Gene Ontology annotation, molecular function: zinc ion binding; cysteine-type deubiquitinase activity; cysteine-type endopeptidase activity. Gene Ontology annotation, biological process: protein deubiquitination. The transcript is spliced from 12 exons. The coding region runs from base 373 to 4299 and encodes 1308 amino acids. NCBI's taxonomy places the organism in Eukaryota, Metazoa, Arthropoda, Collembola, Entomobryomorpha, Isotomidae. Gene Ontology annotation, cellular component: nucleus; cytosol. The record is from RefSeq and is a predicted model, not a curated record.